AUGUCUUUCUUGAAAAACGUCAACAGCUUGAAGCCCUUAUUCGACAGAGUCUUGGUGCAGAGAAUGAAGCCCGCCACCAAGACCUCCAGCGGUAUCUACAUUCCUGAGAAGAACCAGGAAAAGCUCAACCAAGCCACUGUGAUUGCCGCCGGCCCCGGUGUCACCGACGUCGCCACCGGCAAGUUGAUUCCCGUUGCGGUGCAGGCCGGCGACAAGGUUUUGUUGCCCAACUUCGGCGGUGCCCCCGUGAAGGUUGGCGAGGACGAGUACUUGUUGUUCAGCGACAGAGAGAUCUUGGCCAAGAUCGACAACUAG
This is a messenger RNA of Metschnikowia bicuspidata var. bicuspidata NRRL YB-4993, 315 nucleotides long. RefSeq lists its product as uncharacterized. Gene Ontology annotation, molecular function: protein folding chaperone; metal ion binding; protein-folding chaperone binding. NCBI's taxonomy places the organism in Eukaryota, Fungi, Ascomycota, Pichiomycetes, Serinales, Metschnikowiaceae. The record is from RefSeq and is a predicted model, not a curated record. Gene Ontology annotation, cellular component: mitochondrial matrix. The transcript has 2 exons. The coding region runs from base 1 to 315 and encodes 104 amino acids.